CACUGGUUGCUAUGUGGUGAGCGUCUCCUAUGUGUACGGUUGCUAGCUAAUGGAUCUCGCGCUAAUAUCGAUGUACUGUUGAAAAUAAUGCAGUCUUUGAUUAAAAUUAAUAUUGGAUUGUGACAUUUAGUGCGAGAAUACCGACACCUGUUAUAAUGUUAAUUUAGGCGAGAAUAGGAGAAGGCAAUAAUAAGUGUAGAUCCGCUGUGCUGGAAAAUAGUUCGUGCUGUGGCUAGCAGAUCAUCGAAGAGCUACUACUUGUUCGCUUCAUUUUCAUCGGCCGAAUAAAAAUAUAGAUGCUAACACACCUACUUGAAAUGAAUUACAUAAAACGAAACACAAUGGGGUGUGAUCUUUAUUUGCGCGAUGCAGCGUUCAACUCUUUAAUUUAAACAACGCUUUUAUUUUUUAAGUGAUGAUUUUUCUGUGGCGGUAUUGUAGAACUUGUGUUAUGUUUUACAGGACGUACUGAACACGUUAGGGUGAAACCAAUGCUGAAGUAGAAAAAUUGAAGCAUUUCUUUUCCAGGAACUGCAAAAAGUUGCUUUUCAUGUGAGGGUUAAGAAGUUCUGGAUACUCACAUGAGUUUCAGGGAGGAAGACAAAAUGGGGGACAUUUUAGCCACUGAAGCCAAUAUUCUUGGGAUGAUCAAGGAGUACCUUAAGGUUCAACAGUUUGAUAACACAGUUGACAGUUUUGACAAGGAGUGCAAGAAUAAAGGAAAACUUGUGUCCAAGCCUCAAGGAAAUGCUCUGAGAGACGUAAAGACUCACAUCGUCCAGAAAGACCUCCUUAGUUCUUUCAAUGAAGGGGACUUCAAGGUAUUCUUUGAGAUGUGGGCAGAGAAUAUUCCUUCUCAUUUCAUUAAAACUGAUACUGAGGCCCAAAAGCUGGAGUUCUACCUUUAUAUCCAUUUUACCAUCUACCCACUGAGAAGCCAACCUGAACGACAAGACCAGGUGGAGUUUGAAGACAGAAUUUCUUAUUUCAAAAAAUACCUGGAGACAUGUGGAAGGGCACUGAGUCAGACCACAGAGUUUCUGCCUUAUUAUGCUCUGCCUUAUGUGUCCAACCCCACCACCCAUCCCUUCUUCAAGGAUCUCUUUCAGGAAACCUGGAUACCAAAGUUGAAGAACAAACUUAAAGAGUUUGUGUCUGUGACAAUGAAACCACCAAACUGCCCAAGGCUGCUGGCAUUAUAUAAGGAAGGCGGAAAGAGUUCAAAAGAAGCCUUGCAGCAGCUCCAUGUACAGCUUGUUGAGUCAGAGCGCCGCUCCGCCAGCUACAUGCGCAAGUUCAACAAGAUGCAAGCAGACUACUACCAGCUUAUUGGCAUCACGGCUGAGCUCGUUGAUUCGUUGGAGGCCACAAUCAGCGGAAAAAAUAUAUCGCCCGAGUACCUGCAGAGUGUGUGUGCUCGCCUGUUCAGCAGCCAGAUGAGGCAGAGCACGGUGCCGACGACUGACCUUACCCGACCUGGCACUGGAUAUUACUCUAUGAGUCCAUAUGAUGAUGGCUAUGCUUCCUCAAUACUUCGAGCAUCCAUUGCACCAUACAGAUCUAGGGAAGUGCCAAUGCUGCCUUCUCUGGAUUAUGUGAAGCUAAAAAAGGAUCUGCUUGAAGGAUCAGACCGCCUGAGGUCCCUAUUGCUUCAGGCUCUCCGCUGGAGACUUACUCGCUCACUUCCCGGUGAACAGAGGGACACUGCACUUCAGGCUUACAUAAGCAACGAUCUACUGGAACAGUACAGCACAAAGCAGGAAACGAUGCUUCAUUUACUAUCUUCAAAAAACGAAAUGGUGCGGCAGUACAUGGCUCGUCUCAUCAAUACGUUUUCCUCCUUUGCAGACGGGCGAGUUUACCUCUCCCAAAUCCCAUUGCUUCUAAAACUCCUGAUGGAAACACUCCGGGAGGAGAAGAAGGACUCCUUGACCAGAGAGAAUGUGCUGGUGGCUCUGCAGAAACUCAGUCUCAUGAGGAGCCAGCAGACAGCCAUGAUCGAAGAUGAUCUGAUUGGCUGGCUGGUGGAUGAACUGCAUGAAUCAGACUGUUUGAGCGACUACACUCUGGAAUAUUGUGCAUCUCUUCUCAUGAAUUUGUGCCUGCGAACAAAAGGAAAAAGGAAGUGUGCAGAAAAUGCCAAACAUGUGCUCAAGGUUCUAACUAACCUCCUCGGACAUGACAACCACGAGAUUCUUCCAUAUGUGAAUGGAGCCCUGUACAGCAUCCUGUGUGUCCCUUCUGUGAGACAGGAAGCAAAAGAAAUGAGUGUGGAGGAGAUCCUCCGCUGCUUCUGCAAGGAGGAUAAUCCAGAUCUUCACAGACAAAUUGGCUUCAUCAUGAAACAGCUCAACUCAGUGGAGGAAGAAGGACCAGAGUCGGACGAUGAAGAGGACGAGGAUGACAAUGAUGAAGAUUUAAUGGAGUCGGACCGAGAUAAAGAGGAAGUUCUUCAGCCAAAGCCCAGCGAGCUGUCUGGGGAAAGUCUGCUUACUACAGACUACCUGGGUAUUAUUACCAACCUACCCAAAGUGAAGAAGACGACGGCGCAGCAUCAACCAAGCAUUGAUGAACCUCUACAGCGACCGGUGACCCCGAGCUCCCAUCGUAACACUCAUCUCGCAAAUUACCAGCCAGGCAGCCAGGGUGGCGUAGGUGGCAGAGAAGAGGCGAACCCUCACCUUGGACACAGAACUGAGAAGGGAAACUCCUCUCCAUCCAAGAACGAUUGUCAACCUCAUACAAGCUUUGGCAAUCACCCACAAACGGCUGACUCUCUGCGCCACAGCGCCGACUCACAGUACGGCCGACUAGCCACGGCUUCUGAUCUGGACCAAUCCUACGAGGUACGAGCCAGGAAAGGAACCUUCCAAGAGAGACACAAUGGACGUUUUGAUAGCGGAGAUUCAAUCUCUGGGUUUGCAAGCAGGCCGAGGCUAGGACGGACUCCUGAGCCGGGAGACCUUCAGAGAAACGCUGCGUAUAGUCUGGCGCCCACAUUUUCCCAAGCUGAACCUCAACAGUGCAGUCGGCCGUGCUCCUCAAGCUCCCCAAGCGGAGCGAGACAGCAGAGUCGAGGCAGCCAGUCAACACGGCGGUGAGGAGAAAGCUGUCACCACGGCGUAGAUCUAUCCCCCCUGCGGCGCAUCACGCUUCCUGUAACAUCAUCCUUCCAGGUUUUGAUCAGGGUCAGGGAAACGAGAUGGGGUCAAGAAUAAGCAACGGGAGGUGGAGGGACUUGAACAAUGCAAAGGAUUGUGGUCCUGCAUUUUUUCCCCCAGCUUCGGCAAAGACUUUUGCAACCCAAUACGGGUUCAGACAAUAAUCACAUCCCCCGGCUGACCAAUCCGGUGCUAUUUGCGGCCUUGUUUGGCCCUCCUCUCUGCUCUCUGUCUCGCUUUUUCUCUGAACAAGGUCACCUGGCGCACCUGAAUAUGUGGAACACCCUGCCACCAUCACAGAACUGGCGAGUCUUAGUUUUAAAACUGGUGAUUAGCACAUUCAUUACUGCUACAGUAAAGCGUUUAAGGGACGAAAACAAAACUAAGAGCUACUCUGUGACAUUAAUGAUAAAUUGUUAGCCUAAUAUAAUAAUUGUGUUUAAUUGUAAGAUAUAUAUUACGUUACUCGUACCACCGGCGCAUCCCUCUUCCUUAUUUCCUCUGUCGUCAAAAUGCUUGUUAAGAGUCCAGAAUCACUGAUUGCCGAGGUCAUCUCUUUCACUUUUCCGCUACAUGCAAAGAUGGCCUUUGGCAUGAGAAAGGGGCUCUUCAGACCACAACUGAAACAUUAGCUCUACCAGGAAACUGUCUUUCAACUUUUAAUCACGUUUCGGUGACAAGCUCUGAGGAAAUACCUGCAGUGAACGUCGCACUUCUGGUUAAAUUUGGUGUGACAAUAUCAUUAAAAAAAAGAAAAGGAAGAAGAAAAAAAACUAACACUGUCUUAUAAAUGAAUUAAGCUAUUGUGCGAUGAAAAAAAAAUAGCAGCUUUUUUUUUUUUUAAAUCAAAGAGCAGUUUGGUCAGUUUACCUUUAUGAAUUUUCAAUAGUUUUAACAGAAUGAUUUUGUAGCUGGAGCAGGAUAUCAUCAUGAUUUUAUGGCAAUAAUCAUACAUUUAUGACAAUUUAAAUGGAUAUGGAGCGGCCUGGUAGUCCAGUGGAUAGCACAUUGCUUCACAGUGCGGAGGUACCAGGUUCGAUUCCAGCUCAAGCCUCCCUGUGUGGAGUUUGCAUGUUCUCCCCGGGCCUGCGUGGGUUUUCUCCGGGUGCUCCGGUUUCCUCCCACAUUCUAAAAACAUGCAUAGCACGCUGAAUGAACACUCUAAAUUGUCCCUGUCUGUGUGCCCUGCGAUUGGCUGGCAACCGAUUCAGGGUGUCCCCCGCCUACUGCCCCAAAACAGCUGGGAUAGGCUCCAGCGCCCCCCGCAACCCUAGUGGGGAUCAAGCGGUUCGGAAAAUGAGUGAAUGAAUGAAAUGGAUAUGUCUCUAUUUUUUCAAAGUUGGAAAAUCAUGGGAUUGUAAUUUCUUUGUACAUUGAGGUAAGAUACAAGAUGGGCACGUUUGUAUGUGCUUUGAAUGUAUGUGUAUGUAAUGAUUUGGGCCACAACUUCCAGUUUAAAGGAAUCAUAAAUCGAUUAUAUUAUCAGAUUAGUUACCAUUUAGAAUGACAAAAUCCAGAAGGUUUGCAUCUCUCCAUAAUAAAGCUGAAUGUCUAUUGUCAGUGACUGAAUUUAAAUGUGUGUAUCGCUUUGUGGACAACGGCUAUCUUCUAGUUGUUCUUAGAUUAAUAUCUCUUACAAUGUUUACACAGCAUCUUGCAAAAAAAAAAGUGAAUGUUUCAUUCUUUACGAUGUACACUUUCACUGUUCCAACUCUAAUCAUGUAAAUGUAUGUGGAAUGUUAUUUUUAUUGUGUCUUGAAAAUGUUAUUUUAUACAAAAUAAAUGACUUGAAAUCCA
Molecule: messenger RNA, 4958 nt
Organism: Hippocampus zosterae (dwarf seahorse)
Lineage: Eukaryota; Metazoa; Chordata; Actinopteri; Syngnathiformes; Syngnathidae
Product: lisH domain-containing protein ARMC9
Exons: 25
Coding region: 582-3101 (839 amino acids)
Biological process (GO): cilium assembly
Cellular component (GO): ciliary basal body; ciliary tip; centriole
Molecular function (GO): protein binding
Source: RefSeq, a predicted model, not a curated record